ACCAUUUACAUACAUACAACUGUAACUAACAAGUCUCUAACGACUCUUCCCUGAUUUCCGUUUGAGCUGAUCCCUCUUGAUCACUUCAUUAAACACUCGAAUUAUGUAUAUCGAGAUCAAGAUCGAGAGAGAGAUGAGAGAGAGGGAGAUGAUGUAUGUGAGUGUUGAUUGUGGGGCAUUUCUUUGACUCCGCCUGCCGGCAAGUCAUCUCUAUCUCUUUCUCCCUCUAUCUUUUUACUAUUUUUCUUUUUUAUUAUAUAGCUGUGAAUAUCUUGUACAGAUGAUUAUUGUAUAUAUUUUCUCAAGCGCGUAAAAGGGUCAAAAGUAACAUAUUCAACAAGCUGAUCUCUUUGUUUGACUACUAAGCCUUUACCAUUAUCUACAUACGUCUGCUCUUGUUUAUUCAUAAGCAAUUCAAAUUUCAUUUCUUUUUUGUGUUUAUCGUGUUCUUGGUUUUUUUAAACCAUUUAAGCUGGUUUUUCUUUGCAAUUAUUGUCUAGAUUGGCUAUUUACAUGAUUUUUGAAUCUAAUUUGAUGGGAAUGUUAUGAUUUUGGGGUAUUGUUGGGGUUGGUAAUUUGGGUAGAUUUGUUUAUUUGUGUACUAGGGGAUUUUAGCUAUGGGGGGUUUAUGUGGUAAGCCUUCUUCGCCUGAGGGAGAAAGGCGUGAGAGUCCGAAAUCGAGACAGGGAGCUUUGGUGCUGUCUCGGGGAAAUUCUGGGAAGAGGGUUGAGAGUUUUAGAGCGAAAGAUAAGAGGGAAAAUGGUGAUGCUAGAGUUGGUUAUAUUGAUAAGAGAACCAAUAAUUCAAGAAGGGUACGUGAUGAGCAAUCGGAGAAGAAAAAGACUCAACUUGUCGAUUCAAUUCCAGCAAGUAUUUCCAGUGCUGCUCAAGCGGAACUUAUUGCAGCAGGCUGGCCUUCUUGGCUUGUUGCAGCUGCUGCUGAAUCGAUAAAGGGAUGGAUUCCACGACGGGCCGAUACUUUUGAGAAACUUGAGAAGAUUGGCCAAGGUACAUAUAGUAGUGUAUACAAGGCUCGUGACGUACUAAAUAAGAAAUUCGUUGCUCUUAAAAGAGUGCGGUUUGAUAAUUUAGAUCGCGAGAGUGUCAAGUUUAUGGCCAGGGAAAUCCUUAUUUUACGGAGGCUGGAUCAUCCAAAUAUUAUAAAAUUAGAGGGAUUGGUCACUUCCCGGACAUCUUCCAGUUUGUACCUUGUUUUUGAGUACAUGGAACAUGAUCUUACUGGACUUGCAUCCCUUCCUGGUGUAAAAUUCACAGAACCACAGGUUAAAUGCUACAUGCAGCAACUAUUGAGCGGGCUUGAUCAUUGUCAUAGUCAUGGUGUUCUUCACCGUGACAUAAAGGGUUCAAAUCUUUUGAUUGAUGAUAAUGGCAUUCUUAAAAUUGCUGACUUUGGCUUGGCAAGCUUUUUCGAGCACCGUCAGAGUGCACCAUUAACAAGUCAUGUUGUGACUCUUUGGUAUCGACCACCAGAACUAUUGCUUGGAGCCACCUAUUACGGAGUUGCAAUUGAUCUUUGGAGUAGCGGUUGCAUUCUUGGUGAACUGUAUGCCGGGAAGCCUAUCAUGCCUGGAAGAACAGAGGUUGAGCAAUUGCAUAAAAUAUUUAAACUUUGUGGCUCACCAUCUGAGGAUUAUUGGAAAAAAUCCAAGCUUCACAAAUCUACAGUAUUCAAGCCUAAGCAGCCCUAUAGAAGACGUCUAGCGGAAACAUUCAAAGACUUUCCUGAUGCUGCUGUGGGUCUUAUAGAGACCUUACUUGCAGUUGAUCCUGCUCAAAGAGGGACUGCAGCUUCUGCACUAAAGAGCGAGUUCUUUAUUGUGGAACCACAUGCCUGUGAUCCUGCAACUUUGCCUAAAUACCCUCCCAGUAAAGAGAUUGAUGCAAAACUGCGCGGUGAAGAGGCGCGAAGGCAAGGAGUGGGUAUCAAGGACGAUAAAGUUGAAAGGGACACGAGUAGACCAAGAGAUUCUCGGGCUGUACCUGCCCCCGAUGCUAAUGCUGAGUUAGCGACAUCAUUGCAGAAACGAGGACGGUCGAAUCCUAAGACCCGAAGUGAGCAAUUUAACCGUCAGAAGGACGAAGCUGCUUCUGGUUUUCCAAUUGGUCCACCUAGAGCAACUCAAGCUUCGAAAGAAGGUAGAAAAGAGCAAAUUGAACAACCUCCGAACAGAGCUUCAUAUUCAGGGCCAUUAGUUCCAGGUGUUGGAUGGACAAAGGCUGCAAAGAAAAACGAAGCCAUGCCUGUUGUUUUACCCAGGACAAAUUUAUCCUCGCUCUCUGGUUUAGUAGCAUCAAGGACUCUGACGAGUGAAGAUUCUCGAGAUAAAUUCUGCCCCCCACAUCAAGCAGCAGCAGAUCAAGCACGCAGGGUUUCAGAAACAUUUGACGAAUGGGGGAGUGCCAGGAAGCAGGAUAUAAAGCAUCAAACUCAGGGAACUACUGGUUCUCGUCAGAUGGGAAAUUUAUUAGGCAGUACGAAAGAAUCAAUACUGAACGGUCAGGGUUUUCAGGGAAAGGGAAAUAAGAUCCAUUUCUCCGGUCCCUUGCUUGUUCCGUCAAACAAUGUUGAUCAAAUGCUUAAAGAUCAUGACCGCCAGAUCCAGGAAGCAGCUCGACGAGCACGGAUUGAGAAGGCAAGAGUGGGUAUUAUUGAACCUCAAGUGACACCUAAUCCGAUGUAUGUUGGCAAUCGUGGAGCUAGGUGAUUGAGUUGUGUAUUUGCAAGGAGAGAGAGUGAAGAAGCUCUCCCCUAUUAAGAUAGUAAAUCUAUGUAUAGUGUGUAAUAUUAAAUUUAUUCAAAAUUAAUAGUAUGUCAUGUUUUGACAAUAAGUUCCCAGAAUAAAAAAAAAUCGAAAAUGAAAUAUAUCUUGCUAGGCGUUAUAAAGGCGUGGCCUCAUAGUUGCUAAUAGCAAGGAUAGCAACUUGCUAUCCUUACUUUUUCUUAGUUUGUUCUGAAAUUACACUCAAUACAGAACCCUUAUGAAUUUGUAUGUUAUAGUGGGAGUAAUUUUUUUGCAAUUUC
Molecule: messenger RNA, 3043 nt
Organism: Daucus carota subsp. sativus
Lineage: Eukaryota; Viridiplantae; Streptophyta; Magnoliopsida; Apiales; Apiaceae
Product: probable serine/threonine-protein kinase At1g54610
Exons: 8
Coding region: 618-2726 (702 amino acids)
Biological process (GO): positive regulation of transcription elongation by RNA polymerase II; protein phosphorylation
Cellular component (GO): cyclin-dependent protein kinase holoenzyme complex; nucleus
Molecular function (GO): ATP binding; RNA polymerase II CTD heptapeptide repeat kinase activity
Source: RefSeq, a predicted model, not a curated record